CCUACAGCUGCUAAAGAGUAGUGAUUUGAAAGUGUCUCCUAGAUCUCUGGGGUCCUGAGCAGCCUUUGGGAGGAGAGAAGGUAGAGUUUACACUAGUCUGCCUUGUGCUUGUAGCAUACCCUCUGUACAAAACAGUGCACGCAAAUCGGAGUCUCCCUCUUCACUGUCUAAUAGCUUCAAAGCCCUUUGCAGUUUGGGAUCCUUUCUUUCUCCAAAGUCCUGUUGUUGGGCAGCUAAUGCUUUUCACUAAAGCCCUGAGUUAAUCACAUACACAUAGACAUGCUCACCAGCCAUAGUACAUAUGCUGAGAACCAUUUAAUGCUGUCUCUUGUCCACACGAAUGGCUCAUGGUGGCAGUUUCCAUUACCUCAGUUCCUGGACUUCCUAGCACUAAAGAGAAAUUAGUGAGUGGAAAUUGAUGUCGCAAGAUUAAGAAUGGUUUCUCAUUCUAGACUGAAUGCUUCCCCACUGGCAUCAGUUACUUUUUCCUUGGACUUCAUUGGUGCCCCAUUGUCAGGAAGAUUAUCCCAUAGUGCCCAGUCCUUACUCUUAGAGUCUGACUUCCUUAAUGUGUCUCUGUGGACCUGGAGACCGUUUCUUUUCUGCACUUGUCUCAGUGUAUAAUGGUGUGUCCAGUAGCAUGGUUAAUUAAAGUAUGGUUAAUAUUGCCUAUCCAAUGGGACAAUACCUUCUUAAGGGCAGAAACAUUGCCAGUUUUUAAUAUAAGAGAGUAAGUGUUCUUGAAUGCACAUGGUGUGAGCCAGCUGAGACCAGUCUCAAGCAGAAGCUCUGCUUUCCCUCAGGUUGACUGGUGGGUUGACAUUAUUAAAAUAGUUAACGUCAUAGGCUGGUGGACAGCAGCAUGGCAGGAGUUCAGAGAAGAGCUCAGGCCCAUGUGGCACAGUGGUGGCCCUUCUACACUUUUCAUAGCAAUUUCAGUGCAGGCCCAUAGUCUGGGAAGGAGGGAAGGAGACUGAAAGGUUUCCUUUUUAGCCCAUACUUGGCUGUUACUAGGAGGAAUCAGGCAAUGAUAAGUUCAAGAAUGCGGAUGAUGGAUAAACAUCUCUCUUGAUGGGUCAUGACUGAGGGAGUCUUUAACGUUGAGGAGGAUAAGAAUCUAGAGAAACAAGUUUACUUUAGUUCUGGAAACCAAAUUAUUUUCGAUUCUGUCAUGGUCACAGUUUGACCAAAAUGGAGGUGGCCUAACAACUGCUAGGCAGGCAGGGGAACUUUGUUGCCUCAGAAGCACAUCCAGUGUUUGCCCAGCCAAGUUAGCACCCAUGAGUAACCACUUCCAUGUCAGUGCCAAUCAUAAUCGGUAGAGGGAUAGUUCAAAGCAACAAACCCUAAAGCCUAAAACUGCCCCAAAUCACAAACAGAAACUCAAAGUUCUGAAUUCUGAACCUGGGAAGAGAGCACAGUCAGUGAAGGUCUGUCCCACAACCAAGAAGUUCCAUGCUCAGUCCCCGGCACGCAUGUAAUAGCAUGGUGGCAUGGCAUGCCUUUGUAAUCCCAGUGACUGAAGGGCAGGAACAGGAGCUCUCUGGAGCUUAUUGGCCAGCCAUCCUAGCCUAAUGGGUGAGUUCUAGAUGCCAGUGAGAAACCUGUCUUAAAAUGAUGUGGACAGCUUCUGAAUAAAAACACUGAGAUUGGCUGCUGGAUUCCACAUGCAUAUACACACAUGUGCACAGGAGAACACAUACACACACGUGCACCUGCACGUACAUGCAUACACACACACACACACACACACACACACACACACACACACACACACACACACACACCAAAGUAAGCCUCCAAACUGAGAUUCUCAUUGUAAAGGAUGUAAAGAAAGGCCCAGGAAAGCAUUGAUGCAUGCUUUGUGGUACUCAGGAAAACUGCAAUACAUUAGUCGGAACAAAUGCCUAGAAACCCAAGAAAGCAUUAUUUCAGGUAUACCAGAGAGUGCUUCCUAAAGAGAAGUGUGUGAGUCUGCUAAUUUAGUGAAGGCAGCAGUCUACACUGUAGGAAAUGAUGCCAGUCUUCGGCUUCUCUGCUGCCUGUGUGCAGUUACCCAUAAUUUAUCCCAUUUUUGUGUGCUGGGUCUUCUUUUUGCAGUUGUUUUUGUUUUCAUUUCAUUUGUGAAAGAAAUUUAAUCCAGGUCCUUAUGUCUGUUAAGCAUGCAGUCUACUGUUGAACUAUACCCACUUGUUCCAAUUAUUUUGAACUAUAAGUAUUGUUUUCUAUAUUCGUUAUACUAUAGCUGUCCCAUUUGCAUAAUUUUCAAUUCUAGGCAUAUAGAUUAUAUGUAGGGUUUUUUAUUUUGUGUGUUUCAUGAAUAUUUGGUUCCAUGAAAAUACAUUAUCCCAACAUCAAUUUUGUAUGUAACUAUUGUGCUGAUAUGUGGAAACAUCUUCAAUAAAUGAAGAGAUGUACUUUUUGUACAUCUGUCCUUCUGAAAGAUAACCAUUAAUCCAGAUCCUUGGGUAAUCCUUAGAUGGAGGAGGGUGGUAGUGGUGAUGGUGGUGGUGGUGGUGGUGGUUGGGUUUCUUUAUUUUUUGUUGGGUUUUUUGAUCCCCAAGAGUUAGAUUGGGGGUCAGAGGACCACCCAGAUGUUGAGAGCAUUGGCAGGUCUUGAAGGGCCUGGGUUCAAUUUCCAGCAGCUACAUAGAUGCUCACAACCUAACCCCAGUUUUAGGGGAUCUAAUCCCCUCCUCUCGCCUCCAAGGACACCAAACAUGCAUACAGUGCCCAGACAUAUACCCAGGCAAAGUACCUGUACACAUAAAAUAAAAUGAAAUGAAAAAAUGUAACUCAAAAAAAAGUUAGAUGACUUGGCUGGUGACCUUUCACCUUCUCAACAGGUAAAUGUGCUCGCUGACAAGCAGAAUAAACUGAGUUCAUUCCACUGUACUCAACUGGCUGAUGGAAAGAAUCAGCUCCCGUAGGUUAUCCUCUGAUCUCUACAUGGAUGCACUCCAAUAAAUAAAAAUGAAAGAAAAUGUAAAACAAAAAAGUCAGAAAUGUGAACUGGGGUGUUCCGCAAUAGUAGAACAUGGGCCUAGAACUAGGUUUCUGGCCCUGAUACCACACAGGAAAGACUCAGGUUGUCCUUCAUGGCUGUGUCAGCCGAUGACAGUAAUAAAACAGUGCACACACUUACUGGGCAUGUUUGUUAACACAUUGCAGGUUUGGCCCAUUUCUUUUUUUUUUUUUUUAGUUUGUUUAUUUUAUUUGUAUGAGUAAGUACACUGUAGCUGUCUUCAGACACACUGGAGGAGGGCAUCAGAUGCCCAUUACAGAUGGCUGUGAGCCACCAUGUGGUGGCUGGGAAUUGAAUUCAGGACCUCUGAAAGAACAGUCAGUGCUCUUAACCACUGAGCCAUCUCUCCAGCCUGGCCCAUUUCUUUAUAAAUAUUUUGCUCCUGAAUGUUACCUACAUGUGACUGUUUUAUGUUCAUCAAAAUACAUGUGUGAUUGUAUAGAGUAUAUGAAAUAUUCUGUCAUGUUAUUUUUCAAACCCUCUUGAAAAUGUAAAUAAAUGCAAUUAAUUUUUUAAUAUUUGAAGGAUUAUACUAUGUUAUAAAAGUCAAAUUGUUACAUUUACUUUUUUAUUUUUGUCUUUAAAAAUUAUUACAAAUAUGUGGAUUUACACGUAACAACUGUCUUUCCAUUUCCUGCAGUCAUUAGCAUCAUUGUGGCACUGCCUUUGAGGCAGCAUGAGUGUCCAGACUACACAUUCAUCCUGGAAAGUUUGGUCGCAAGAAUAUCUUGUUUUUGACCAUGGCCAUGCACACCGGAUUCAGCUUCAUACAAGUCUUCUCUGUGAACUUCGAGAUGUUUACUCUGCUCUAUACCCUUGUUGGAAUGGGACAUAUAUCCAACUACGUGGCAGCAUUUGUCCUGGGUUCAUCCCUGAGUCCCCACGAUGGCUCAUCUCUCAAGGCCGAAUUAAAGAGGCAGAGGUGAUCAUCCGCAAAGCUGCCAAAAUCAAUGGGAUUGUUGCACCUUCCACUAUCUUCGAUCCAAGCGAGACCAAUAAAUUACAAGACGAUAGUUCCAAGAAGCCCCAGUCGCACCACAUUUAUGAUCUGGUCCGAACACCAAAUAUCAGGAUCCUCACCAUCAUGUCUAUAAUCCUGUGGCUGACCAUAUCAGUGGGCUAUUUUGGACUAUCUCUUGACACUCCUAACUUGAAUGGGAACAUCUAUGUGAACUGCUUCCUACUGGCGGCUGUUGAAGUCCCAGCCUAUGUGCUGGCCUGGCUGUUGUUGCAGCAUGUGUCCCGGCGUUAUUCUAUGGCUGGUUCCCUCUUCCUGGGUGGCAGUGUCCUUCUCUUAGUACAACUGGUGCCUUCAGACCUACAUUACUUGUCUACUACCCUGGUGAUGGUGGGGAAGUUUGGAAUCACCUCUGCCUACUCCAUGGUCUAUGUGUACACAGCUGAGCUGUACCCCACUGUGGUCAGAAACAUGGGUGUGGGGGUCAGCUCCACAGCAUCCCGCCUUGGCAGCAUCCUGUCUCCCUACUUUGUUUAUCUAGGUGCCUAUGACCGCCGCCUACCUUAUAUCCUCAUGGGAAGUCUAACCAUCCUGACAGCUAUCAUCACUUUAUUCUUCCCAGAGAGUUCUGGGGUUUCUCUCCCAGAAACCAUUGACGAGAUGCAAAAAGUCAAAAAACUAAAACAAAGGCAAUCCCUAAGCAAGAAAGGGUCCCCGAAGGAGUCUAAAGGAAAUGUAUCCCGAACCUCCCGAACCUCCGAACCUAAAGGCUUUUAACACCUGGUCCAGAAGCUGAUUGAACUGAAUGGAAAACCUGCAUGUUGUCAGAAACACUGUCAGUGACCGACAACAGUGCUUUCUGUUGUGUUGGCAUUGUGUCUAACAAGCAUCUGUCCUGGAGAGUCACCUUCCUCUAGGGCCGCCAAGGCGAACUACACACAGCUUGCACAUCCCAUCACAGUGGUGGACAUGGGCCUUCCAAAGAAAUGAAUUGAGUCUCUUGAACAAGCAGGACUUGGAAGACUAUGAGAAACAUCUGCUAGACAUGCUUUGUUAUUUUGUAAGACCUGAUAAGGGUGCACAUAGAACAGCAGGUCCGUUUUUCCCUCCUUUCCCUAACUGCAGAACUUAUAGGAAAGGAAUAAUUGUGGCUCAGGGGCAGUGUCCUUGUCUAGGUUACACAGGGCCCUGGGUUUGAUCAAGUGCACCAAAAGGAAACAAAAAAAAAAAAUCUUUUCAGAAAAUAAAUGAUUCCAUGGAUAGUUUGAUUUCUCGUCUUUUCUCAGUUAAAAAGUUUUAACUGCAACACUCUUAACUCGUGAUAUAACACAAGACCAAGGGAGCCCAAAGGAAACUAAGGUGGAGGCUGGUCCAUAAAGCAGACAGUGUGUUGACUGUGACUGCUCAGUCCCACAGCCAGGUACUGUGUGUGUGGUCAGGGUCCUGGGCUUGUCCAGGCCCUGUGAGAAAUCUACUGUUGAGGCCAAGGCUUGUCUUCCACUGCUGUGUAAAUCAGAAUUCUGGCUGCCAGCCACUUAUCUGUGUCUUGAAGGAAAUGUAUGGAUAACAGAGUGUCCCUUCCCUCUCCCAGCACUGUCAUGGGGAGUUUGUUUGUUUGUCAUCUGCUGUUUGUGUCUCAAGCUAUUUGUCCCUUAGCAGAAGCUUGGGAACUGCCUGUGUUCCCCAGCCCAGGGUCACCCUGGCUGGUGUGCAGUUACCACCAUACAAGGCCUUCCCAAUCUUAGCCACUAGAGCUGCUCUGAGUGCCAAAAAUAAUAACACUAUGCUUCUUCCUUUUACGAUGUAUAAUCAUGAGGAAAAUUACAAGAAAGAAAUGUAAAUUGUGUCACAGUCUCUCAGAGUAGCUGGCUGCAGUCGUGUCACAUCGGUGGGUGUUUUGUGUUCAGUGUGAUUGUCUUCUCUUCUGAUUAUGUUGCCAUGGUGCUCCGAAAGCACAUGCUUCACCCACUUACAAUACAAAACAAACACCAAAACCUGUAUUUUGUGAAGGCUACUGAAGUGCCUUGGGCAAUGAAAUGGUUUUAAUAAACUAUUUUUAAAAAAUAAAUAAA
This is a messenger RNA of Mus musculus (house mouse), 6055 nucleotides long. RefSeq names its product solute carrier family 22 (organic cation transporter), member 21 (gene Slc22a21). Gene Ontology annotation, molecular function: carnitine transmembrane transporter activity; transmembrane transporter activity. The transcript has 8 exons. Lineage: Eukaryota; Metazoa; Chordata; Mammalia; Rodentia; Muridae. The record is from RefSeq and is a predicted model, not a curated record. Gene Ontology annotation, cellular component: membrane; peroxisomal membrane. Bases 3702 to 4760 code for a protein of 352 amino acids. Gene Ontology annotation, biological process: transmembrane transport.